Messenger RNA from Physcomitrium patens, 2033 nucleotides. RefSeq names its product heptahelical transmembrane protein 4. Gene Ontology annotation, biological process: response to hormone. Gene Ontology annotation, cellular component: membrane. The record is from RefSeq and is a predicted model, not a curated record. Gene Ontology annotation, molecular function: signaling receptor activity. NCBI's taxonomy places the organism in Eukaryota, Viridiplantae, Streptophyta, Bryopsida, Funariales, Funariaceae.
UGGGGGUGGGGGGGAUGGCAUGGAAUCUAGGGGCGAGGAUUGUGAGAUAAGGGAAUGAUGUUUUUAUGAGUUGGUGCAGUACAAUGUGCCAUGUGGAGCACUGCUUUUCUAGGUCUGAAGUUGUUAGGGAAUUCAAUUUUGGUUGCGGGGGGAGAGAGAGAGAGAGAGAGAGAGAGAGAUGUGGGCUCUCUGUUUCGGUGAUCUAUAAAACUUUGAGAUUGCUUGCUCGACAUCUCCAGUCAUAGCUCCGGGGUAGUGGACUUGGGUGUAGAGGUGGGGAGGGGAGACUUUCUUUGUGAUUUGAAAGCAGGAAGUUAGAGAGCGCUGUGAUCGCCUCUGGUGAAGCUUUGCAAGGUGUUUUUGAGGUGUUUGGGAAGAGGGGUGUAUUGGUUGAUCGGUUGGGGAAGGAUAAUGGGAGCAGAGGAGUUAGAUGAGGGGGUAUUGCUGCCGGCGGGCUUUGCGAGGAAGAGGAGCAAGAUGGAAGACCUGAAGGAGUUGAAUAGGAGGGAUUGUCAUGGUAGAGAAAAGGGUUUUGAGAGUUUGAGCAGCCCCAGGGAGAAGGCCACCGAAUGGUUGAGCCAGCUCGUGGAGUUCUCCGCCCUGCCGGAGUACCUCCAAGACAAUAGUUUCAUUUUACGUCAUUACCGUGCGGAUUGGCCUCUUAAGCACUCCCUGCUCUCCAUCUUUUCCAUGCACAACGAAACUUUCAACAUUUGGUCGCAUUUGAUUGGUUUUCUUCUGUUUUUGGGGCUGACUAUCUACACAGCAAUGCAUGUGCCGACCAUUGUAGAGCCUUCAACUCUUCACAGGUGGCAAUCUGAAAUCAACGAUGUGAUGCCUUCUUAUCUACAGCUGAACGAAGCCCUCUCUAGUUGCGUUCCUGGCACUUUCGACGGGACUCAAUGUAUACAGAAACCUAUCACGCGCUGGCCUUUCUUCGUGUUUCUAGGAGGUGCUAUGUUUUGUAUGUUGGCAAGCACAUUGUGUCAUCUACUGGGUUGCCGUUCAGCUAAAACUUUCUAUUUGUUGAUGCGGAUGGAUUAUGCAGGGAUCGCAACACUUAUCGCAGCAUCAUUUUUUCCACCUGUAUAUUACAGCUUCAUGUGCAACCCUUUCUUAUGCAAGCUAUACCUCGGAAUUAUCACGAGCAUGGGGAUUGGCACUUUACUCACAUCCAUGGUACCAGUGUUUCAGACAGCAGAGUAUCGUCAGGUUCGUGCAGCUAUGUUUUUCAUCAUGGGAAUAUCAGGCAUCUUCCCGUGUGUUCACAAGAUUUUUAUGUAUCAAGACGAGCCUAUGGCAUACCAAGCAUUGUAUAUAGAAAUUUUUAUGGGCAUUAUCUAUGGAUUGAGUGCCCUGAUAUAUUCCACCCGCAUCCCCGAACGAUGGACACCAGGCACUUUCGAUAUCGUCGGGAACAGCCACCAGUUGUUUCAUGUUCUGGUCGUGGCGGGUGCUUACGUUCACUACCAUGGCGGCUUGGUCUAUCUGCAGUGGCGGGAUGUGAAAGGCUGCCCCUUAUUUUGACCCACUGAGUAGGGAUUCCAUCGGGAUCCCACAUUCCAUUACUCAUCACCUCAAAGAAUUGAUUAAGUCCCACACAUGGAGCAUACAACGAGUGGCGAGAAGCUUUACGUACCAGUGCGCAUACUGACACCGACGCUGCUCCUGACCUCGCGGGGGCUUGUGCUGGUGUCAACUACAUCGUUCCCUGGGCAACUCAUCACUAAACCUGUUAGAAGGAUACGCACUGCUGUGUGAUUUUUAGUGGUGGAAUGGUGUUUAGAACUAGCCAACAGCAGAAGCCGGUGCAGGCUCAGUCGGGAAAUCAUUACUGUAAAGUGGACCAACAUUUAGAUGCUAAACCCUGACCCCGGACACAAUAGCAGCUUCUGAAUGAAUCAUCCUUGCGGUAUCCGAAACUGGUAAAGCUAACGCGUUCUGAUGAAUGGAACGCAGGUUGGCGCUACAGAUUACGGAUAAUAUGCUCAUCUUUCUUGUCAAUUUGACAGUCCGUGGUGACCGUGACCAAA